Messenger RNA from Ochotona princeps (American pika), 1299 nucleotides. RefSeq names its product Cbp/p300 interacting transactivator with Glu/Asp rich carboxy-terminal domain 1 (gene CITED1). Gene Ontology annotation, biological process: regulation of DNA-templated transcription; melanocyte differentiation. The coding region runs from base 552 to 1220 and encodes 222 amino acids. Gene Ontology annotation, cellular component: nucleus. The record is from RefSeq and is a predicted model, not a curated record. Lineage: Eukaryota; Metazoa; Chordata; Mammalia; Lagomorpha; Ochotonidae. The transcript is spliced from 4 exons.
CGCCGGUCAGCCGGCCCGGGCGGGCGCCCACUCCUCCCGCGGAGCCCGCAACACCUUUUCUCCCUGCGCCCGCGUUUUCUCCGGCUUGGCUUCUGUGGACUUUGCUAAUCGUCCAGACCGCAUCUGGACGCUCCGGCUAAGGGGCUGCACAAAGCUUAGGUUUCCUUCAGGGGCUCAAGGCGAGAGGGGCUUGUCGGGCCGAGUUCAGCGGAAUAGCGGGAUGGAAGUUAGCGAAAUUUAGGCAACUUGCCUUCGCUGCCCGGUGGACCUCAGCUCUCUCAGCCCUCCCCCCACGCGCGCACACACACGCCCCCCCACAUACACACCCCCACACACCCCUCUCCCUAUAAAUGAGGGAGGUCGGGCAGCCAGCGGAGUCCUGCCUCACUGAGCGUUGGACUUAGGAGUCAGACCUGGCUGCGAAUCCCUGCUCUACCACUUUCUAGCGCUGUGACCUUGGUUUUCAGGUGGCGAAACUGAACGCGCCCAAGCCAAGCCGCAGUGCUGUUUGGAUUUUUAAAUUUCUCCUUCUGAGUGAGAAAAUAAUCGAGAUGGAGCCAUCCGCACAACAGCUCCAGCUGGCAGCAGCAACCCAGGCCAGUUUAUCUGACUUCUGCCAAGGCUCUGAAAUGCCAACUAUGUCAAGGCCUGCGCUUGAUGUCCAGGGUGGCGCCUCACCUGCAAAGGAGGAUGCCAACCCCGAGAUGAGCUCGCUGGCCUACUCUGAGCUGGGAGUGAAGGAUCGCAAAGCAGUGGCCAUUCUACACUACCCCGGGGGGGCCUCCAAUGGCACCAAGGCCAGUGUGGCUCCUGCUGGUUCCUCGGGGUCUCCACCUGCGGCAGGCUCUCCUGCUGCUGCCCCACCCACUAAGCCCCCACCCUUUAAUGUGCACCCUGCCCCUCACCUGCUGGCCAGUAUGCAGCUGCAGAAACUUAAUAGCCAGUAUCAUGGGGUGGCUGCUACCACCCCGAGCCAAUCUGGAGAGGCAGGGGCCCUGCAAAACUGGGGCUGUGAGGCUCAGGUGGGAGGAGCCGAGUCACUUCCCCCUCCUGCCGCUGGGGCCCAGAAUCCCGCUAUCAUUGAUUCUGACCCGGUGGAUGAGGAGGUGCUGAUGUCGCUGGUGGUGGAACUGGGACUGGACCGGGCCAAUGAGCUUCCAGAGCUGUGGCUGGGGCAGAAUGAGUUUGACUUCACUGCGGACUUUCCGACUGGUUGCUGAUGCCAAGUGCUCCCUAAUUAUGGAGGAAUAAAGCCACCGAUUCUGUUGUAAAUAAAAAUAAAAGUUACUUGCAAAGAUA